AUGGGCAGCCCAAAUUACACCUUCCAAGGCUGGCUGGGCAAGGGCCCGGACUCAGUCGAGGGCAAGAUGGUGUGGGAGCAGUACGAGCCAAAGACCUGGUCCGAGUCGGACGUCGACAUAAAGAUCACCCACUGCGGCAUCUGCGGCAGCGACAUCCACACCCUCCGCUCCGGCUGGGGCCCAACCCUCUACCCAUGCUGCGUCGGCCACGAAAUCGUGGGCCACGCCGUCCGCGUUGGCAAGGACGUCAAGAAGGAUAUCAAGGUGGGCGAUCGCGUUGGAAUCGGCGCACAGAACUCCUCUUGUCUUCGCCCUGACUGCGAGGAGUGCGCUGCGGGUAUGGAGAAUCAUUGCCGGCGCAUGGUUGGAACAUACAACGGGAAGUAUCCCGACGGCAGCAAGAGCUACGGUGGAUACGCCGACUAUGCACGCGCGCCGAGCCACUUCGUCUUCAAGAUCCCCGAUGCGAUUCCCAGCGCUGAGGCGGCGCCGAUGCUGUGCGGCGGCAUAACGGUGUACUCGCCGCUGAAGAAGAACGGGUGCGGGCCGGGCAAGAAAGUCGGCAUCGUAGGCAUCGGCGGCCUCGGUCACUUCGGACUGCUCUUCGCCAAAGCGCUAGGCGCCGACAAGGUGGUUGCUAUUUCCCGAACGAGCGCCAAGAAAGAGGACGCGAAGAAGAUGGGUGCAGACGACUUCAUCGCCACGGACGAGGACAAGAAGUGGGCUAAGACGCACGCCCGCUCGCUCGAUCUCAUCGUCUCGACCGUCUCGAGCCCCAAGAUGCCGCUCAUGGACUAUCUAAGCCUGUUGAGGACAAACGGCCAGUUCAUCCAGGUCGGCGCGCCGGAGGACCCGAUCCCGGCGUUCAGCGCUUUUGCGCUCAUUGGGAAGGGCGUCAAGAUUGGAGGGUCUAUGAUUGGCGCGCCACACGAGAUCGAUGAGAUGCUGCAGCUGGCUGCGGAGAAGGGUGUCAAGCCGUGGAUUCAGGAGAGGCCGUUGAAGGACGCGAAUCAGGCUGUUGUGGAUAUGGAUGCCGGCAAGGCGAGGUAUCGGAUUUGCUUGGUUAAUGAGGCUCAUGCCAAGUUAUAG
Molecule: messenger RNA, 1089 nt
Organism: Coniosporium apollinis CBS 100218
Lineage: Eukaryota; Fungi; Ascomycota; Dothideomycetes
Product: zinc-binding alcohol dehydrogenase
Exons: 2
Coding region: 1-1089 (362 amino acids)
Biological process (GO): alcohol metabolic process
Molecular function (GO): alcohol dehydrogenase (NADP+) activity; zinc ion binding
Source: RefSeq, a predicted model, not a curated record